Messenger RNA from Rhineura floridana, 1716 nucleotides. It is a transcript of the gene SLBP, whose product is annotated as stem-loop histone mRNA binding protein. NCBI's taxonomy places the organism in Eukaryota, Metazoa, Chordata, Lepidosauria, Squamata, Rhineuridae. Gene Ontology annotation, cellular component: histone pre-mRNA 3'end processing complex; cytoplasm. The transcript has 8 exons. The coding region runs from base 173 to 958 and encodes 261 amino acids. The record is from RefSeq and is a predicted model, not a curated record. Gene Ontology annotation, biological process: mRNA transport; mRNA 3'-end processing by stem-loop binding and cleavage. Gene Ontology annotation, molecular function: mRNA binding; histone pre-mRNA stem-loop binding.
CGCAAUGGUAGGAUCCUGCUACUGUUUGCUCGCGCGCUUUCUCAAGGCGGGCGUGAACCGUCGAGGGGGGGCGCAGUUCCGUUUCGCGAGCAGGAAGUGAAGAGGAGCGAGAAGGCGGCGUCGGCGGCUUCUUUUGUCCUGUGAAGAGACGCGGCGGCCGUCCUGCGCCGUCAUGUCGCAUCGCCAGCGAAGCCCCCUUGGGGGCCGCACUCACAGUCGACCACCAGCUCGUUGGACUCAAGGAAGGAAACGUGGCGCAGAUGGCAAACACAGAAACACACAUGAUCCAGGCUUCUCCAGUAAUGAUGAUAAAAAUACAUGCAGUUUGUUAGAUAACAGGCCAGAUAGUUUCACAACCCCAGAAGGCCAUAGGUUCCGUUCACGAUGUUCAGACUGGGGGAGUGCAGUUGAAGAAGACGAAAUGAGGACUAAUGUUAAUAAAGAAAUGGCAAGAUACAAAAGAAAACUCUUGAUAAAUGAAUAUGGAAGAGAGAGAAAGCUGUCUACUGGAAGCUCUGACUCCAAGGAAUCCACAGCAGCAGUGGAAUUUGAGACAGAUGAAGCGGUUCUAAUGAGAAGACAAAAACAAAUAAAUUAUGGGAAAAACACACUGGCCUACGACAGAUAUAUUAGAGAAGUUCCAAGGUGUCUACGAGUUCCAGGGGUCCAUCCAAGGACUCCCAAUAAAUUUAAGAAGUAUAGCCGGAGAUCUUGGGACCAACAAAUCAGGCUAUGGAAAGUUGCACUGCAUUUUUGGGAUCCUCCUACUGAGAGAGGUCGUGACACGCAAGUAAUUCCUGUUGAUCUUGGUGAUAUGGAAACAGAAUCUGUAGGAAACAAAUCUUCUGGGUCAGAAGGAAGCUCUCAGGACAAUGAUGAAAACUGUACUGGAACACCCACCAAAAUGAGAAGCAUUGACCACCUAGUGGAAGAUGAAUAUGAACUGGAGGCAUGUUAGAUUUUGGCGUUUAUACUUCAUGCCUGUAAGCAUGCAUUCCGCAGGCUGCUUUUUGAGGAAGGAAUGUCUUAAUCAGAAGACAGACGGAUGUGAAAUGUUUUCUAACAGUCUGGAGAGCUGGAGUAUGGCAGCUCUGAAAUUGCAAUCAAUGUUUUCUCCUGACUAUUCUUUUUUUAAAGCAUAAAACUUGAGUUGUAGGUAAUUGCCUAAUUUUAUAUAUACACAGGAGAUAGCUUUAUAAGCGGUUUAAUUACAGUUCAGAAGAUUAAACCAUCCCAGAUAGUGUUUCCACACUUGAGCUUGCAAACAUGGCACAUUAGUAGGAAAACCAGCGUAAAUAUUUAGUUAUUGACUGAGAAAAUGAUAGGCGGGAAGGAGUAGUUCUCCAGACUGUCCUAUAAGUCAUACUACAUGAUACCAUGAGACAGUAGCAUUUUAUGACCUUCGAAUCUUUCCUUGCUUCAUAUAUUGAUCACCACUUGUGCAGUACAAGCAGGCUCCUUUCUUCGAGAUGAAGGGGUCUGACCCAGUUUCCAGGUCCACUUUAUGGUGGUAGCUCUUAAGUUUACUCUAAAUUGAUCUUGUAAAUAGUUGUGUGCAGAACGCCACUAACCUUUUAAGAAAAAUUAGUGAACAGAACUUGGAGACUGUUCACUUAUUUUUAUUCAUUCUUAAAUGUAAAACGACAGGAUUUUUACUAAAAUGAGCAGUUGCUGUUUUGUACGGGAUAAAGUAUAAAUAAAGCAAGUACAUCAGUA